ACGACGUCGUUUCGUGCAACUAUGAACUGAAGUGUCAUCACUCUCAUUAUAAAACCGUAUGAACCGGUUUUUAUUUCUAAAAUCUAAUUUUGACUGAUACAUCAAUAUUGGAAUAGAAAAUGGCGUCAUCUGCGAUCUUGCUGGGUCUAGGUAUGGCAGCUGUUGGAGUUGCUGGCCGUGCUUAUUUGAAGUAUGGAAAACAUGCUCAAAGCCAUCUAAAGAAAACGCUUGAUUCAAUUCCAAAUGGGUCAUUCAGUAAAUACUAUAAGGGAGGAUUUGAUCCAAAAAUGAAUAAACGAGAGGCUGGCCUUAUCCUUGGUAUCAGCCCAAAUGCUAGCAGGGCAAAGGUGAAAGAAGCUCACAAGAGGAUCAUGCUUCUGAAUCAUCCAGAUCGAGGUGGAUCACCCUAUAUAGCAGCCAAAAUAAAUGAGGCCAAGGACUUCAUAGAUGCAAAUUUAAAGAAAUGAGACAUUUCAAAUGAAAAGUGUUUCAACUGACAGACAAGGAAUUGGAAGUUUUUCCCCAUCAUUCAUUUUUUCAAAACACUGAAAUCACAUAUCUAUCAUUGACAAUUUUCUUGGGAAAAGUUAAAUCCAGUUUGAUACAAAAAAACCAGCAUAACCAAUAAUGAACAACCAUAUGCAUCCCCUGGAUAAGCUGACAGCUACAAUGCUGGUAUUUCUUGGUGAUACAGAAAUCAUUAUUGCUUUUUUAUCACUACUUUCUAUGAAGGUAGUGGUUGGUUGUGCCUCAACAUCAAAUGACAUUGACUGUGAAAAUCAUGGACAUAGAAGCUGGAAGUGAUAAUUUGUUGAUUCUGUAUAGUAUUGUGUGCAAGGUUUGUGUGUGGAGAAGAGGAAAGGGAUAGUUGUGUGUAUAAAAGGCUGUGCAACCAAAUGUUCCAGACCACUCAGAGUCAUGCCUUGUAAAAGCAAUGGACAGACACUAGUAUACUGUAUCUUUCAUUUCUUUAUCAACAAACAAUUUUUGUUGAUAUUGGUUUUUCUUGGUAAUUGGUUAUAAAUUAAUUACCAGCUGAUGUGAAAGCCAUCUCCUUGUCAGUGCGAAUAAUAUCAAAGGGAAUCGUGUAUUUUGUGUCUUUGACUUACAACUAGACGUCCGAGUGUUGAAGAAAGAUGUUAGGUGUCGUUCGAAUAAAUACAACUAUUUUCUCGAUGUUUAACAUCUAGAUUUGAUAUUAAGUUUGUGAAAUAAAAAAAAGAGUAAUUUA
Ylistrum balloti is the source of this 1231-nucleotide messenger RNA. RefSeq names its product mitochondrial import inner membrane translocase subunit TIM14-like. NCBI's taxonomy places the organism in Eukaryota, Metazoa, Mollusca, Bivalvia, Pectinida, Pectinidae. Gene Ontology annotation, cellular component: PAM complex, Tim23 associated import motor. Gene Ontology annotation, biological process: protein import into mitochondrial matrix. Gene Ontology annotation, molecular function: ATPase activator activity. The record is from RefSeq and is a predicted model, not a curated record. Bases 120 to 467 code for a protein of 115 amino acids. The transcript has 6 exons.